Molecule: messenger RNA, 5037 nt
Organism: Microtus ochrogaster (prairie vole)
Lineage: Eukaryota; Metazoa; Chordata; Mammalia; Rodentia; Cricetidae
Gene: Kcnd2
Product: potassium voltage-gated channel subfamily D member 2
Biological process (GO): potassium ion transmembrane transport; protein homooligomerization; action potential
Cellular component (GO): voltage-gated potassium channel complex; neuronal cell body; postsynaptic membrane
Molecular function (GO): voltage-gated monoatomic ion channel activity involved in regulation of postsynaptic membrane potential; A-type (transient outward) potassium channel activity; protein binding
Source: RefSeq, a predicted model, not a curated record
CGGGCGCCUGGGAUCCGGCUGCUCCGGAGUCUCUGGCUCUCCCUUUCCUUUUCCGGGUGCAAGGCGACGGCAAAGUCUCUAUGCAACUCAGCCCCGGCGCGCACUUUGCCAGGUAUGUACCGCGGGCGAGGCGCGUUCUGCGCGGAGGCAGAUGAUGCUGCCGCCACGGCGGCGGCGGCUGCCAGCUCCCGGGCUCUCUAACUGUCACGCUGCACCUGAGCUGAACUUGAACAGAGAGUGAAGGGGCCAUCGCGGGCCAACGUUCUCGGCUGGCACAGAGGGUGUCUGUCGACGUGGGGGAGAAGGAGCUCUAGACCGGCGCCCCCCGCCGCGAGCCCUGCUCUUCACCUCCAUCUCUGCCAGUGCCGCGGGACUAGAGGCGGCCGGCGGACUCCCAGGGACGCGGGACAGUGGCUGUGACCGCAUCUCCGGAGCUACAACAACAGGUCGUCUUUUUGAGACGCCUUUGGCGGGAAGGACUACUUGAGCAGAAAGGGAAGGUGAAAAGGUUCAUUCUUUUUAAGAGACUACCCCUGGGCGACUCCUCCUGCUUCCUCUCUCCUACUCUCUAUAUUGACCUCAUAUCAACCAGACUGUGUCAGGGGAGAAGUGAAGACACCUGUUUGCAGAAACGGCUGUCUCCCGAAGUCACCUGUGUGCUUACAUGUGCCAGGAGGUCCAACUGUUGGCAGAGAUUUGUUUAGGUUUUAUGGAGAGAGAUUUUUAGGUCACUGUAUUUUUUUUUUUUCUUCUUAGUAUUCCAAAUACUUGUCUGGGAGGGAAACUUGGCCUUGUGAGAACUGUGACUUCACCUGCGCCACCUUGGAAUAACUGUGUUCCUGUGAACAGUGUUCCCCCGUGUUUUGUUUGACUUGAAGAAGUGGGGCAUUGCGUUACUUCCCUUGUGUUACUUUGGGUGACUGUGAUCACUCUCGAGACCUACACUUCCAGACAACAUGGCGGCUGGUGUUGCAGCAUGGUUGCCCUUUGCCAGGGCGGCAGCCAUUGGGUGGAUGCCUGUCGCCUCGGGGCCUAUGCCAGCUCCCCCAAGGCAGGAGAGAAAAAGGACUCAGGAUGCUCUAAUUGUGCUGAACGUGAGCGGCACCCGCUUCCAGACAUGGCAGGACACCCUGGAACGGUACCCAGAUACUCUCCUGGGCAGUUCUGAGAGAGACUUUUUCUACCACCCAGAGACCCAACAGUAUUUCUUUGACCGUGACCCAGACAUCUUCCGCCACAUCCUCAAUUUCUACCGCACUGGGAAGCUUCACUACCCCCGCCAUGAGUGCAUCUCUGCUUACGAUGAAGAACUGGCCUUCUUUGGCCUCAUCCCAGAGAUUAUUGGCGAUUGCUGUUACGAGGAGUACAAGGACCGCAGGCGGGAGAAUGCAGAGCGCCUACAGGACGAUGCGGACACUGACAACACAGGAGAGAGUGCGCUGCCCACCAUGACUGCUAGGCAGAGGGUCUGGCGGGCCUUUGAGAAUCCGCACACCAGCACCAUGGCCCUGGUGUUCUACUACGUGACUGGGUUCUUCAUUGCCGUGUCAGUCAUCGCCAAUGUGGUGGAAACAGUUCCAUGUGGGUCUAGCCCAGGCCACAUCAAAGAACUGCCUUGUGGGGAACGGUACGCCGUGGCCUUCUUCUGCUUAGAUACCGCCUGUGUCAUGAUCUUCACCGUGGAGUACCUGCUCCGUCUGGCGGCGGCACCCAGUCGUUACCGUUUUGUGCGCAGCGUCAUGAGUAUCAUCGAUGUGGUGGCCAUCCUGCCCUAUUACAUUGGGCUGGUCAUGACAGAUAAUGAGGAUGUCAGUGGAGCCUUUGUCACACUCCGAGUCUUUCGAGUCUUCAGGAUCUUUAAGUUUUCCCGCCACUCUCAAGGCCUGCGUAUACUGGGGUACACACUGAAGAGCUGUGCCUCCGAAUUGGGCUUCUUGCUCUUCUCACUCACUAUGGCUAUCAUCAUUUUUGCUACGGUUAUGUUUUACGCAGAGAAGGGGUCAUCAGCCAGCAAGUUCACCAGCAUCCCUGCAGCCUUCUGGUACACCAUCGUCACCAUGACAACACUGGGGUAUGGCGACAUGGUGCCGAAAACCAUAGCAGGGAAGAUAUUUGGUUCCAUCUGCUCUCUGAGUGGAGUGCUAGUCAUUGCGUUACCUGUGCCUGUGAUCGUGUCCAACUUCAGUCGGAUCUACCACCAAAACCAACGAGCAGACAAACGAAGGGCGCAGAAGAAAGCAAGACUGGCCAGGAUCCGAGCAGCCAAAAGCGGAAGUGCAAAUGCUUACAUGCAGAGCAAGCGGAACGGGCUACUCAGCAACCAGCUGCAGUCUUCAGAGGACGAACCAGCCUUCGUUAGCAAAUCCGGAUCCAGUUUCGAGACCCAGCACCACCACCUGCUUCACUGCCUGGAGAAAACCACGAACCAUGAGUUUGUGGAUGAGCAAGUCUUUGAAGAAAGCUGUAUGGAAGUUGCCACAGUUAACCGUCCUUCAAGCCACAGCCCCUCCAUGUCUUCACAACAAGGAAUCACCAGCACUUGCUGCUCCCGGCGACACAAAAAAACUUUCCGCAUUCCUAAUGCCAACGUGUCUGGAAGCCAUAGAGGCAGUGUGCAGGAGCUCAGCACAAUUCAGAUCCGAUGUGUGGAGAGAACCCCGCUAUCCAACAGAUUAAGACAGUAAACCAAGAAGUUUGGAAGUGGAAAAAAAUAAAGCUUUCGAAGUUGAGGAUAUGAAUCAGAAGAACAGAGGGCAUUUCGAGACAGAGUUCGACCUGCUCACAGAGGAAGACUCUGUGGUCCUUUGACUUUGGGAAUGAGCACAAUGGAACACCAUCUGUUGAUGCUUCUUAUGAUCAGAACUCUUUUUUAAUAAAACGAACAAAAUGAAUCUUUGAACAUAAUGUUCCAGUUGAAUGCAAAACAAAAAAAAUAUGGAAAACAUUUUGAUAAAAAUUUUUCCUGUUAAAACCAUGAACAUUGGCUCUGGCAAAGAUUAUCGUAGAUGAAAAAACUCAUACGAUCCAUUUGUAUGGACUGAAGGAAACCAUCCUAAUGCAUGCUAGAAUUCUUUGGAGCAGUGAUCUCAGUUUCCUUAUGUUGUCUUCAGAAUAGGCAUGAUAAACUAUACCUGUAGAAAGGGGAACUUUCUGUGCACUUACAAUGAGCUGAUUGUCCAUGUUCCAUGAUGGGCUGUGCACAUAAACUCCUUUUAGCACUGCAGUGUUUCUCAUGGGGAUGCACACUAGUAAAUCUAAAGUGUUUGGAUAGUUCAGUAUUAAUUAUUGUUUAACCUUGCACCUAGUCAUUGUUAAACUGCAAUAACUCAUUCUAUAUCUGUUGUAUCAGGAAUCAGGAUUUUUUUUUGGACUCUCAAUAUAUUAAUAGAUACAGUAAGAGCCACGUUCAUAGAAAAGCUUCUGGUGUGGCCAGGCUUUAGGUGACUUUUUAAUCCAAAACUAUUGUGUCCUAAAUGUUUUUUUUUUGGUAGUAUUCUUUGGUCAUCUGUAUUCCAGUGACCCUGUGCAUUUAUCUGUUCCUGGAUCUUUCUAGUGUCUUUCUACUGGGUUUACCCAUUAAUGACAGGAUUAGUAUUUACUGUCGUAAAAUAAAAAAAAGUUUCCUAUGUUUAUAUUUCCCAACUGGUUAUUAUAAGUAGACUGCCAUUAAUCCCCUUGACAGAAACUGGAGUAAGGGAGUUGACAUGAAAUACUAUUUUUGGAAAACGCAGACCCUGGAAACAUCUAUAUGUAUUUCAUGGGAGGACUUAAAUGGGACUAAAAAUCACAAGACCGACGAUCUCAGCAUCGGCCUCAGUGUAGUAUUUAUUUUGCUUCAGAUCUUGAAUACAUUUUAGAACAACUGAGAUACAGAGGCAAACUGAAGUGCUUUAGGUAGCAAUAUCUAAUGAGAGCAGGCUCUUGAAGCCAUCCAAGAAAGCAACAACUUAUCUCAAACGAUGCCGUGUAUCACAAGGCACAAAGUUCUCUGCAAAAUCAGGACAGAAGUGUGAAGAUGUGAAGCUGACCACUUUGUACAUUAGUGAAAAGUCUUGCUAUCUUUUCACCCUUAAAUAUCCGCAGACAUGUCUGCACGUGACAGUGUAAAAAAAAAAAAAAACAAGUUUAAUGUCAUGAAAAGUUUUGUUUGUUUCAAGCCACCACUGUAAGAACGAAAGCUUAGUUUCUAUUCAUGGAAAGAGUUAAUAAUUACUCCUCUACCAUAGAGGUUUGAUAUCAAUGCUUAUCACAAUUUACCAUAAAAAGGAAUUAAUCCAACUAUUUUCAGAUAAAGCCAGAAAUGGUUGAGUCCCGUUUAUAGAAUAGCUUCUAGAACAGUGCUAGGCACACAGUAGAUCUUCCUAAACAGCUGAGUGUCAGGGAGGGAAAUUCAACUCUCUCUCGGGAAGACCUGGCUUUAUUCCUGGUGUGUCUUUUAAAAAGUUACUAACCUUCCUGCGGCGUAAAUACUAACGAUUCUAUUAACACCUGCCUCUUGUCACUUUGUGCUUCUAGAGCAAAUAUAUAGUGAAACUUCUUUGAUGGCAAUUGUUGAAAAACCUUUUAAAGUAUAGACUAAGAAAAAUACAAUCAGGAACACUUACCAUUAUUUGAUUCCCAAUAAGAAGCUCUAUUUUCAUGUUCUUCAUAGUAAAAAAAAAAAAAAUGAAAUACACUUAGCAUAUGUUGGUUGAUAAUUAUUCUUCCUCUUUUGAAUUGUCAUUUAUCACAAAUUAUUGAUUUCUGCAGAUUUUCAUAGAAAAGAAAUUAAAAAAAAACUUUUUGAUGUUUUAGGUGAUUUGAAAAUAUACUGUGUUGGUGGUGAAUGACUAUUGAUGACUGUGAUAUGUGCAUCUGUAUUGUAAGUGAAAUGUAAUUAUUUCUGUGUAUCAUAUGGAGUAACUAAGGUCAUUGUUUUUUGACAAUUUUGUUUGAAAUUCAUAUAUCUUAUUUCAAAGGAUAGCAUAAUAUCUGCAUUAUGCUGGAAAAAAUAGACUUUUGGAGAAUACUUAAAUAAAACACGUGCAUGCUUGAACA